GCAACCCUAUGCUGGCUCCACGUGCCGAAAUUAAAUGUCAAAUUAAUGUUUUGUUCCAUUCUAUACUCAAUUUUAUAUAGGCUCUUUUCUUAAAUUUUUUAGCGAUUAAAAAUAAUUAUGGCCAAAGCGAAGAAAAACAAAAAAACUUUAGCAGACAAAGUUUAUGCCAAAAAAAGCGAUGCAGCAGCUAAUACAAAUCCAUUUGCAACUGCAAGGCCAGCGACUUCGAAGAGAUUAAAUCCUUUCGAGAUGCAUAUAAACAGAGAAAAGUUCCAAAUUCUUGGACGGACUUCCAAGCACAGCAAAGGAUUACCAGGUGUGUCUCGAGCCAAAGCUGUUAAGAGACGUCAGGAAACGCUUGCGGUAGAGUAUCAAGCAAAGCAUAAAACGAAUAAAUUUCGAGAUCGUAGAAUAGGAAAACAUCAAAAUAGCGACCAACUUAGUGAAGAUGUAAUCAAUGCACGUUUUGUGGCCGCAAGAGUAGAGCAGCUUAACCAAAGUAAAUCUUCAAGAUUUAACCUUAACGACGAUGAAAUUUUGACACAUCGUGGUCAAACACUCGAGGAUAUUGAACAGUUUCGCGACGAGCGAUCCGAUGAUGAAGAUUUAGAUGAUGAGAAAGUGAAUGCUGAGUUCACUGAAGCCGCACACUUUGGAGGAGACGUUGCUCUGUCAAAGGACCGACAGGCUGCAAUCGAUGAAAUGAUUGCUGAGCAAAAGAAGCGUAAAAUGGAGAUAGCGAAAGAGAAAGAUGAAGUGCACACUUUAACUGAAAAAUUGGAUUCAAACUAUAAAGAUCUACUCGGACUUGUUGACAAAAUGUCAAAAAAAGAAAUGCUUAAAAAGCCCAAACCAGAUGAUUACGAUAAAACAUUGAAGGAAAUGAUUUUUGAACCUAGAGGUGUGGUUGCUGAUAAAUUAUUGUCAGAGGAAGAUUUAGCUAAGAAAGAAAAAGAACGGUUGGAAGAAUUGGAAAAAGAGCGCCUGAGACGAAUGCGUGGAGAUGAAGAAGUGGAAGUUGCAUCAAAUCAACCAAAUCACCGGUCAGCCGAUGCACUAGAUGAUGGAUAUUUCGGUUAUGCGGUGGAAGAGGAAGAUGAAAUUUUGGCAUACACUUUAGAUGGUGAAUUAGGAACGAAGUUAAUUGGAAAUGAAUCUAAAGAAUUGGAGCAGGAAUCCGUAGAGGUCGAUGAUAAUGAAGAAGAUGAAGAUGCGGAAGAAGAGGGUUCAGAAAGUGAUAUUAAUUCAAAUGCCGAAGAGGAUAAAGUAGAUAACUUAAGCGAUUUAAAACUUACUGAUUCUGAAUCUGAUGAGGCUGAAGUUGAAAAUGAACAAGGAACGACUGUAAGCAGUAACAAGAAAAAGAAAUCAAAAGCAAAUUUAGAAGAAUAUCCUGGUUUACCAUAUACAUUGGAUAUUCCAACAAAAUACAACGAUUUCAAUAAAUUGUUGCGCAAGCGUGCUCCCAAGGAGCAAGGUGUUGUAAUUGAGCGUCUUAUAAAAUGUAAUCAUCCAAAGUUGGAUGGUAUAAACAACAAAGAAAAGAUGGAAAAACUUUUUGCGUAUCUAUUGCAGUACGUAAAUGAAACUUUCACCGACGCCACUCCAAACGACAUAUCCACAAAAUUUAAAAUACUGGACAAGCUAAACCCGCAUAUGUACGACUUAGUUCACAUGAAUCCAGAAAAAAUGUCAAGUACGCUAUUGGAGGUUAUCAAGGAAAAAUAUACCAGUUAUCGUAAAAAUACUAAAUUAUUUCCAACACUUGAAACGCUUAUUUUUUUCAAACUUGUAUCUAAUUACUGCAGUACUUCAGAUUUCCGACAUGCUGUUGUAACACCAUGUUAUAUAUUCUUACAACACAUAUUGUCAAAGUCCCGGAUACGGUCACGACGGGAUAUCGCCGGUGGCCUAUUUUUAGUGACACUUACCCUUGAAUUCUCGCGGUUAUCGAAACGGAUUUUGCCAGCAGCACUUAACUUUUUACUUGGGAUCGUAUAUUUAAGUAUACCAAAGCGACCAGUAGAAGUAUUGAAAAUUGUACCACCUUUUCAGAGUGUUGGACCAAUGAGCAAACUGCUGGCAGUCACAGAAAUCAGUGAGAAGGAAACGUUAAUAGACGAGUUAUUGAAAUCUGAAGACUUAGUUUUGACCGCGUUUUCUUUAGACUUUAAGAUAAGAGCUUUAAAUACGGCGCUCAAAUUGAUAAGGGAUAUUAUCACAAAUAUAGAAGAACAUAUUGGCUCAAACUAUUUUGCUGCACCCUUUUUGCAUUUACUCGAACGUCUUCCGGUAGAUAUUUACCCUGAAUUUGUGUGUGGAAAUUUUAAGGCGGCAAAGAUUGCUUUAGAACGUGUUUCUAAGAAAAAAUUAAUUAAGAUUGUGCCUCCAGAAAAGAAACCAAAAGCGCUGCGCCUACUUGAGCCGCGAAUCGAAGUAAUUUACGACGAUAAGCGGAGACCGCGUUUAACGAAAGAAAAGGAGGAGCGGGCUAAGUUAGUACACAAAAUACGACGUGAAACUAAAGGUGCUAUACGAGAGAUACGCAGAGAUACUGAGUUCUUGCAAAAUAUUCGAAUACAAAAACAAAUCCAAAGUGAUAUGGAGCGCAAAGAAAAAGUCAAGCGCAUCUAUCAAGAAGCCUCUGCCCAGCAAGGUGAACUUAAUGAGCUGGAACGUAUUAAGAAGCGGAAAAAGUUUUAGUGAUACUAUGUAGACUUUUAAUUAUUUAAAUUAGUUUAUAUUGAUUAAAAAGAUAAGCAAGAAAAUAUAGACUAAAUUAAUCAAAACAUAUUAAGUAUAAUAUACGUGGACAUACAAAUUAUGCACAUAAACGCACAUUUAAAACUGUUCGGUCCAUCGUAAACAAAAUAUUUAUUGAGAGACAUGCAUUUCUACUGAGUCACUAAAAAACAACGAGCAAA
This is a messenger RNA of Rhagoletis zephyria (snowberry fruit fly), 2924 nucleotides long. Its product is annotated as Nucleolar protein 14 homolog l(3)07882. The record is from RefSeq and is a predicted model, not a curated record. NCBI's taxonomy places the organism in Eukaryota, Metazoa, Arthropoda, Insecta, Diptera, Tephritidae. Gene Ontology annotation, biological process: maturation of SSU-rRNA. Gene Ontology annotation, cellular component: nucleolus; small-subunit processome; Noc4p-Nop14p complex.